AUGACCCCAACACUCACAACCCUGCUUUGCCUGGGGACCCUGCCCAAACCCAGGCUCUGGGCUGAGCCAGGACCUGUGAUACCACAGAGGGAACCUGCAACCCUUGGGUAUGAGGGGACCUUGGGAAUCCAGCAAUACCAUCUGCUCAGAGAAGGAAACCCAGCAUUCACAGACACACAGACCUCACCUGAGCCCAGGAACAAGGCCAAGUUCUCCAUCCAGUCCAUGACAGUGCACUAUGCAGGGCGAUAUCACUGUUACUACCAAAUGCCAUCUGGCCAGUCAGAGAACAGUGAACUCGAGUCUACAACAAAACCAGCCAGCCUCUCAUUCCUGACCAGCCCUGUGGUGACCUCAGGAGGGAAUGUGACCCCCUGGUGUGACUCAUCGGUGGGAGUUCACAGGUUUAUUGUGACUAAGAAAGGAGGAGACAAGCUCUCCAGGGACCUGGUUUCACAGCAAGGCCUCAGGGGGCAGGCCAAGGCCCUGUCUCUACACAACCUGACUCUCCAGUGUCACUCUGACCUUGGCUAUGACAGAUUUUCUCUGUCCAAGGAGGAGGCAGGUGACCUCUAGCACCCUGGCCUGCAGCCCCAGGCUGGGCUCUGUCAGGCUGACUUUCCCCUGAGUCCUUGAAGUGGCUCUCAUGGGAGAUGCUACAGAUGCUAUGGUGGACACAGCCUUUCAUCUGAAUGGUCAUCACCUAGUGACUCCCUGGACAUCUUGAUCAUAGGACAGCUCCCUGCCACACCCUCCCUCUUGGUGCAGCCAGGACACAUGGUAUCCUCAGGAGAGAACAUGACUCUUCUGUGUCAGUCAUGGUUUCCAAUGAACACUGUCCUUCUGUCCUAGGAUGGGGCAGCCUAUCCCCCUCUGCAUCUGAGAUCAGAGUCCCAAGCUCAGCAGUCCUGGGCCAAAUUCUCCAUGGCGGCUGGGAACUCAGCCCUCAGGGGGACCUACAGGUGCUAUGGCUCUCAGGACUCAGUUCCAUAUUUGUUGUCACUGCCCAGUAAGCCUUUGGAGCUCAUGGUCUCAGAGAAGGUUACUGAGACUAUUUCUUCUGAACUGAAAGUACACUUAGGGCCCUGCUUCUUUUUUUUAUACUUUUUUUUCUUUUUAUUGGUACUGGGGAUCAAACUCAUGACCACCUGCUUGCAAGGCAGGUGCUUAAAUCCCCAGCCCCAGGGCCCACACCCCCAGGAUCACACAGUGGAGAACUGGGUGCACAUGGGCAUGACUGGCCUGGUCCUGGUGGCCCUCGGGAUUCUGCUAUGCGAGGCUUGGCACAGCCAAAAAAGUCCCCAAGAUGGAGCCAGCAGGUGA
Messenger RNA from Cavia porcellus (domestic guinea pig), 1323 nucleotides. RefSeq names its product leukocyte immunoglobulin-like receptor subfamily A member 6. Gene Ontology annotation, cellular component: plasma membrane. The record is from RefSeq and is a predicted model, not a curated record. NCBI's taxonomy places the organism in Eukaryota, Metazoa, Chordata, Mammalia, Rodentia, Caviidae.